AUGCUCAGGAGAGGGACACGGCUCACCAUCACACAGCUCACCAUCACACAGCUCACCAUCACACAGCUCACCAUCACACAGCUCACCAUCACACGGCUCACCAUCACACGGCUCACCAUCACACAGCUCACCAUCACACAGCUCACCAUCACACGGCUCACCAUCACACGGCUCACCAUCACACGGCUCACCAUCACACGGCUCACCAUCACACAGCUCACCAUCACACGGCUCACCAUCACACAGCUCACCAUCACACAGCUCACCAUCACACAGCUCACCAUCACACGGCUCACCAUCACACAGCUCACCAUCACACGGCUCACCAUCACACAGCUCACCAUCACACAGCUCACCAUCAGCUCACCAUCAGCUCACCAUCACACAGCUCACCAUCACACAGCUCACCAUCACACGGCUCACCAUCACACAGCUCACCAUCACACGGCUCACCAUCACACAGCUCAGCAUCAGCUCACCAUCACACAGCUCACCAUCACACAGCUCACCAUCACACGGCUCACCAUCACACAGCUCACCAUCACACAGCUCACCAUCAGCUCACCAUCAGCUCACCAUCACACAGCUCACCAUCACACGGCUCACCAUCACACGGCUCACCAUCACACGGCUCACCAUCACACGGCUCACCAUCACACAGCUCACCAUCAGCUCACCAUCACACAGCUCACCAUCACACGGCUCACCAUCACACGGCUCACCAUCACACGGCUCACCAUCACACGGCUCACCAUCACACGGCUCACCAUCACACAGCUCACCAUCACACGGCUCACCAUCACACAGCUCACCAUCACACGGCUCACCAUCACACGGCUCACCAUCACACAGCUCACCAUCACACAGCUCACCAUCACACGGCUCACCAUCACACGGCUCACCAUCACACAGCUCACCAUCACACAGCUCACCAUCACACAGCUCACCAUCACACAGCUCACCAUCAGCUCACCAUCACACGGCUCACCAUCACACAGCUCACCAUCACACGGCUCACCAUCACACGGCUCACCAUCACACAGCUCAGCAUCAGCUCACCAUCACACGGCUCACCAUCACACGGCUCACCAUCACACGGCUCACCAUCACACGGCUCACCAUCACACAGCUCAGCAUCAGCUCACCAUCACACGGCUCACCAUCACACAGCUCAGCAUCAGCUCACCAUCACACGGCUCACCAUCACACAGCUCCCACACUACCUCUGUUAUUGCUCUGACCCAAAAAGAUUUAACUUCCACCGGCUUCGCGGGGAGGAAAACCACCCAAACACCUCCUGGACGGAAGAAAAAGCUUCAGAUCGCGGCUAUAAUCAGACACGUUUUCAGUUUUGGGGGGAUAUCUGUCACUGCCACAAUCAAAAUGGACGAAGACAACCACGUUCCCGAAGACCUGUCCUUAGAGGAGAGGGAUGAGCUGUCAAACAUCCGCCGGAGAAAAAGAGAACUCCUGGACGACAUUGAGAGGCUGAAGUUCGAGAUCGCGGAGGUGAUGACAGAAAUCGAGCAGCUCACAUGUGUGGGCGAGAGCAAAACCUCGCAGAGAAACAAGCAAAUCGCUAUGGGCCGAAAGAAAUUCAAUAUGGAUCCCAAAAAGGGAAUACAGUUCUUAUUGGAGAACGACCUACUUCAGCACACUCCAGAAGACAUUGCCCAGUUCUUGUACAAGGGAGAGGGCCUGAACAAGACCGUGAUAGGAGACUACUUAGGAGAGAGGUGA
This is a messenger RNA of Knipowitschia caucasica, 1740 nucleotides long. The record is from the annotation of a GenBank genome assembly. Lineage: Eukaryota; Metazoa; Chordata; Actinopteri; Gobiiformes; Gobiidae.